AUGGCGAUGAUGGAGGUGGCGGGGUGGGAGGACAAGGACGCGUUGCUAGACAGCGCGUGGAUGGACGCCGCCACCAAGGACGACGAACCCGAAGACGACGAACCCAACGCUGACGACUUCCGUCGCUCUCGCACGUUUACGUCGUCCAUACUCUCCCGAAUUACCGCGUCAACACCUGGAAGAGGCGAGUCGAGCAGAGCGACCCCGCGCGGAGCCAGCGACGGCAAGGCGGCGUCUAGCGGCGGCAGCGCCAAGGACGGCCCGAGGCCGCCCAAGUGGCUCAACUUCCGGGGCUCCGCGAGCAAGGGGGCAUCCGACGACAGCAGCAAGGCGGCGGCUACUCCAAGUGCGAAUCGGACCGCAUCCUCGAGAACUUCGGACGCCAAUUGGUCCGACAAGCAGUUGUCGCCUCCGGCAGACACGUCUGCGGCUGACGAGCCGUCAAUGGACGAUCUUCGUCGAUCCAUUACCGUGUCCGCCGUUGAUAGAAGCUCGUUGCGCCGGCAGCACAAGGAGAUGGGCACCCUCCGCGCCACUGCCGAGGUUGCGAACAAGAAGGCGAGCGCGCAUGGCGGCAGGAUCAGCGCCUCCACCGGCGUCGGUAGCGGAUUGGAUGCACCGGGUGCUCAACCCAACCCGGGAAACGCGGGUGGGCUUGCACGGACGCGAUCCGGCGGAAGCGCAACAUCGGUGGUGUCGCGACCUCCCGCCCCCGUGUCGGCCGCUAAAGUCGCCUUCUUCUCGUUCAAUAAACACCGCGAGGCCGUCGCUGGCGCGGAACAUGCGGAGCAGCUGACGCUUUCCGCGGAUGAGCAGAAGGCGCGCGGACAAUCGGGGGAAGCUGUCGCGCGGAAAGGCUAUGGGCGGCGGGCGCAGAGCAUUGGUGGAACGGCAGGGGAGCUGCGCGGAAGAGGGGGCAUUCCGGAUGGCGGGAGGGCUUCAUUGGGAGGCCCGGUGCGGGCCAGCUUGGGAAGGAGUCGCAGUGUGGGCAACGCUCAGAGCGACGCGGGCAGCCAUGGUAUCUCGCCGCUGCACCCGUCCGCCUCCCGCCUCUCCGCCCACUCCGACCGCCCCGCCUCCCCGCAGCUCAUGCGCCGCCCCCGCGGCCACUCCGCCUCAAUGCUGCCCCCCACAGUGCGCACCUCCACGCCUCCCCGCGCGCCCGACCCAGGCGAGCGCCCAGGCUCGUCCCUGUCCGAACGAGGGAGUGGGCCUACUGGCAGGCGUAAGAGUGGUGUGUCUAGGCGAAAGGAAGGGGGGGGAUCAGUAGGAGGCUCGGAACGAACGGGGUCGCCCCUUUCACAAGGAGCUUAUAGCGGGUACGCAACUGAGGAUGGGCCAGGGAGUGUUGCAAGCGCGGGGCUCGUGGGGGGCAACGGGGAAGGCGAAUACGAGCAGUACCAGCAGCUGGGGAGCAGAGGGCGCGGGAUGGGCGCAGGGGGAGGGGCGCAAGGGGGAAGGCAUGGGCGGCAGAAAUCAAGCAGCAGCAAUGGAGGGGUUGAGGGGGAGGGCGUGCGAGGGGGGAUGAGCGGAGGUGGGCGUGUAGAGGGGGGAGCGAGUGCGGGGAGAAUGGGGAGGGGAAGCGUGGCAGUGAGGGGAGUUGCGGGUGGGGGGGCUGCGAGUGGCGGGAGAGGAUCGGCAGGCGGGCAUGUGUACGGGUAUGGCAGAGGAGGGGCGGCGAUUGAAGGGGGGGAGGAUGAGGGGUAUGGAGAGGGAGGGGUGUGGGAGGAGGAAUUUGAUAGUGGGGAAGGGGCGGGGGGGCUGGUGGGUGCUAAGGAGCAGCAGCAGCAGCAGUGGCAGGGGCAGGGGCAGGGGCAGCAGCAGUGGCAAGGGCAGGGGCAGGGGCAGCAGCAGUGGCAGGGGCAGCACAUGCAGGCGCAGCAAGGGCAUGUGGAUGGGUAUUCAAGUGGAUACGUGGAUGAUGAAGGGAGGUACUCGGGCGAGCAAGAGGGGGAGGAGCAGCAGGGAGGCGACGAGUGGUAUGAGGGAGGGGAAGGGGGGGAUCCUGGGGCGUACGCGCAGCAAGGGGCGUGCGGUGAGGGCGCAUACGAGGAGGGCGUGUAUGGCGGCGAAGAGGGCUAUGAUGAACAGGUUGGGGGGACGCAGGGUUAUGGCAUGCAGGCAGGGUAUGAAGCAGGGUACGGCGAGGCAGGGCGUGCGGAGCAGGGGUAUGGGCGGCAGGGGAAGCGGGGCGGAGGUCACAGCGAGUACAGCGAGACAGGGUAUGGGGAGCAGGACCAUGGAUAUGGAGGGCAGGGGUAUGGGGAGCAGGGGCAGGAGGGGCAGGGAUACGAGGAGGACGAGUACUACGAGGAGCAAGGCAGCGGUGGGGGUGGGGGGUACAGCCAAGGCCGAGGGGGGCAGUACGCGGUUCAGGUGCAACCUGGGCGUCAGCAGUACCAGCAGCAGCGGCAGCAGGCCUCACAGCAGCAGGAGUAUUCCGCGCAGCAGCAAGGGUAUCCCCAGCAGCAACAGCAACAACAGCAGGCGCAGCAGCAGGGUGCUGGGAGGUCGUCAAGAAAGGGGUCACUGGGAGCAGCAGGUGCAGGGGGGGCAGGGGGGGGAGCAGAGAUGGGCGGCGGAGGCACGACAGGAGCCGCUGCGCCCCGAGGCAGGGCCUCCAAGCACCAGCCCCCGCAGUCGCAUCAGCAGCCGGCCAAUCGGCGCCCGCCAAGUGGAGGGGCGAAGGGUGCUGGUGUCUCUCGCAGUCGAGGAGGUGCAGGAGGUGGGGGAGGGUACUGA
Messenger RNA from Closterium sp. Naga37s-1, 2742 nucleotides. The record is from the annotation of a GenBank genome assembly. Lineage: Eukaryota; Viridiplantae; Streptophyta; Zygnematophyceae; Desmidiales; Closteriaceae.